Trichomycterus rosablanca is the source of this 1902-nucleotide messenger RNA. It is a transcript of the gene zc3h15, whose product is annotated as zinc finger CCCH-type containing 15. The record is from RefSeq and is a predicted model, not a curated record. Gene Ontology annotation, molecular function: metal ion binding; mRNA binding. NCBI's taxonomy places the organism in Eukaryota, Metazoa, Chordata, Actinopteri, Siluriformes, Trichomycteridae. The transcript has 10 exons. The coding region runs from base 59 to 1354 and encodes 431 amino acids. Gene Ontology annotation, cellular component: cytosol. Gene Ontology annotation, biological process: cytoplasmic translation.
CAUUAGCCGAGUGUUGGAUCUGCUGUAGCUGAGUUUAUACUCUAUUAGCGAGAUCGACAUGCCUCCCAAGAAACCAGCUCAACCCGCGGCAAAUAAGAAAACCCAAGAGAAGAAAAAAGAGAAGAUUAUUGAAGACAAGACCUUUGGACUGAAGAACAAGAAAGGAGCCAAGCAGCAGAAGUUCAUUAAAACUGUAACGCACCAGGUGAAAUAUGGACAACAGAACACUCGACAGGUUGCUGCUGAAGGUGAUAAAGGCAAGAAAACAGAUAAGAAGAAGGAAAUCACGGAGCUGAAUGAGCUCUUCAAACCUGUGGUGACUGCACAAAAAGUUAGCAAAGGUGUGGAUCCUAAAUCGGUGCUGUGUGCCUUCUUCAAACAAGGCCAGUGUACCAAAGGAGAUAAGUGUAAGUUCUCUCAUGACCUGAGUCUUGACAGGAAGUGUGAAAAGCGCAGCGUCUACGUCGACGUCCGGGAGGAUGAACUGGAGAAAGACACGAUGGAGAACUGGGACGAGAAGAAGCUGGAGGAAGUGGUCAACAAGAAACACGGAGAGGCUGAGAAGAUGAAAGCCAAGACUCAUAUUGUGUGUAAGUACUUUCUGGAGGCUAUAGAGAACAAUAAGUACGGUUGGUUCUGGGUGUGUCCUGCCGGAGGAGACACCUGUAUGUACCGCCACGCUCUGCCCGUCGGCUUCGUCCUCAAGAAGGAUAAGAAGAAGGAGGAGACGGAGGAGGAGGAGAUCUCGCUGGAGGAGCUGAUCGAGAACGAGAGAGCAGCACUGGGUGUAAACGUGACUCGUAUCACGUUGGAAACAUUCCUGGUCUGGAAGAAGAGUACGAGGCAGGAGAAAAUCGCUAGAGCUGAAGAGGACAAGGAGAGGAAGAAAGCUGAUUUUAAAGCAGGAAAAUCACUCGGGGUGAGCGGGCGUGAGGUGUUUGAGUUCAGGCCUGAGCUGGUUGAUGACGACGACGAGGAAGCAGACGAUACCAGAUACUCCGAAGACGACGAGUUCACGCAAGAGGUGGAGGAGGAGGACGAGCAGUGUCAGGACAUCGACGUUGCACGCUUUGUUCCUAAAGAAGUAGAUAACACAGGAAUCACGGUGGCAGCCGUUGACCGAUUCACAGCCAGAGUUCAGCCGAUCAGCGAGACAGACGACCACAAACUGAGCGAAGCGUCGGGCGGGGUGGAGAACGGUGAGGACCACACGCUGGACGAGGACGGAGACAGUGACGGAGGCGGAGACAGCGCGGAGGAGGCGGAGUCGGUACCGGUGGACGAGAAUCUGUUUACAGGGGAAGAUCUAGACGAACUGGAAGAGGAGCUGAACACACUCGACCUGGACGAGUAACGGCGGCACUUUAAGCCUCCUGUAUGAACUCCGACCGGGCAUGACGUCAUGAACCACACUGUCUUUAUCUUCUGUCUCCUCCACCAAUCGGAUCCACUGUAGAGUUAAUGACUCGUCCAAUCAGAGCUCACCGGUAUGAUCCUGCUGACUACGUCGUUCCUCUUCAUCAGAACCUUCUGGAUCCUCCUGCAGCUACCUGCAGCUUCAUCUAAAGUGGACACGUGUUCUAAUUCAUGUGCUCAUCCGGGCUGUCUGAUUCUCCGCGUGUCCUGUACAUUCUGAUCCGAUUCAGUCUCAUUAGCACGGCGGGAACGUUAGCUGGUGCGUUCAGAGUUUUUUUUUAGUUGGCACUAAAUUCCUGAUGUAAUUACUGCGGUUGAGCUAUACAAGGCUAAUUCCAUUUAGCUCCUGUGUCUGAAGUGGUAACCGAGACCAGCGUGAUCUUAAGUUAAGUUCAGCAGUGAUGUAUACACCGAUCAGCCAUAACAUUAAAACCACCUCCAUGUUUCUACACUCACUGUCCAUUUUAUCAGCUCCUAUUACCAUAU